GAAUUCGUACCGUAACAAGGACAAUAAUGUACGUUACAUUACAAAAAAAACCAUUUACGUAUAAUAUCCGUAAUUUGGAAGAAAAUUGUAUUCUUAUCACACAUAGCGCAUGGACAUUUCUACUAAAACAUAAGCAAAAAUACAACUCAAUAUAACAUUGUUGUACAUAUUCUUGGAAAUAAGUACGACAUAUAUCGAAGCGUGUGUGCAACCUACGUUGAUUUACAUCUUGCCGUAAGCUAUUACGUCGCUUUGUGCUCUGAUCCUACACCCUACACGGUAUUAGUGGCUUUAUCUCUGAAUAAAAACCGAUAAAGAUCGACAAUUUCUGGAAAAUGGGGCCUUAUGAAAUUCUGUGCGGCAUCGUCGCCGUAAUUCUCGCUGUUUAUUAUUACCUCACGAAAAAUUUCAACUUUUGGAAGUCACGUGGCAUUCGUGGUCCAAAACCGAUACCGGGAUUUGGUAAUUUCAAAGACGUUAUGCUUUGUAAUAUAUCUAUGGGCGAUUAUUUGACAGAACUAUACAACACCUACAAAGAUGAACGAAUGAUCGGAAUAUUCACUAGAACGACACCUGUCCUUAUUGUAAAGGAUCCGGAUUUAAUUAAGGAUAUCCUUAUCAAAGAUUUUUCCGUAUUCUCUCACAGAGGACUACCCGUUUCUACAAUAGCCGAGCCGCUCUCACAACAUCUACUCAGUUUAGAACCAAAAAGAUGGCGACCGUUGAGAAUAAAUCUGUCGCCUGCUUUUGCACCCGGCAAAGUAAAAGACAUGUUCUCCUUAAUAUUAGCAUGCGCUGACCACCUUGUCCAAUACAUGGAAAAUAUAGCGAGCAAGAAUGAACCUGUAGAAUGCCGCGAGCUGACGGCGAAAUAUAUGACCGACGUUAUCGGUAGCUGCGCCUUCGGCAUCGAGAUGAAAGCAUUGUCGAACGAAGACAGUGAAUUUCGUAGGAUGGAUAGAAACGAAAUGACUCCGACUUGGACAAAUAUAUUACGAACAAGAGCCAGACAAAUAUUUCCGUGGCUUUACGGUAUGCUCGCGUACGCGCAUAUUAUUCCACUAACAGAAGGCACCAAAUUCUUCACACGCGUUGUCGUGGAGACCAUGGUCUACAGAGAAAAGAAUAAUAUUACCAGAAACGACUUCAUUGACAUUUUACGUGAGAUGAAAAAACAUCCAGAAAUAUUGGGUGAUAUGUAUGUUGAAGUGACAGAUAGUUUAUUAUCUUCUCAGGUUUUCCUAUGUUUCCUUGGUGGCUUUGAAACUUCGGCGCUUACUAUGAGCAACGCCAUAUACGAGUUAGCAUUAAAUCAGAAAAUGCAAGAUAAACUGCGCGAGGAAGUUGAUGAACUUUAUGCAAAAUGUGGCCAAGGCUUAACAUAUAAUAAUGUAAACAGAAUGGAUUAUUUAGAUAAAAUUUUCAAGGAAAUAUUACGAAAGUAUCCGCCAGUAACAUUUCUUUUGAGACAAGCCAUGUCGAAUUAUACUUUCAAUGGUACUACAGUUAGUAUACCGAAAGGCCAAAAAGUAUGGAUUCCAAUUUACGCGAUGCAACGAGAUCCGGAUUUUUAUCCAAAGCCAGAUAUCUUCGAUCCAGAAAGAUUUAACGAGGAAGCUGUACAAAGCAGACACCUGAUGGUUUAUCAACCCUUCGGUGACGGGCCAAGGAAUUGCAUCGGAUCUCGUUUCGCUGUUCAUCAGACUAAACUUGGACUUAUAAAGAUGCUUCGCAACUACAGAAUUGAGCCUUGCGAGAAAACUCCAAUACCCUACGUAAACAACCCUGGAUCAUUCCUACUAGCGCCAAAAGGCGGACUACACUUGAAAAUAGUUAAACUUAAUCGAACUUAAGUUUUUCCUAAUUCUUCACAGAAAAUAUAUUACGUAAUAAAGAGUGCAGAAAAUAGAUCAUUUAAAACAAUAA
This is a messenger RNA of Vollenhovia emeryi, 1926 nucleotides long. Its product is annotated as cytochrome P450 6A1-like. Gene Ontology annotation, molecular function: monooxygenase activity; heme binding; iron ion binding. The transcript is spliced from 6 exons. NCBI's taxonomy places the organism in Eukaryota, Metazoa, Arthropoda, Insecta, Hymenoptera, Formicidae. The record is from RefSeq and is a predicted model, not a curated record. Bases 336 to 1853 code for a protein of 505 amino acids.